UUUAGGCUGCAGAGCUGCAGCUGUGGGGUUUGGCCCCACUUAGCAGGGGAAGGUGAGGAAGGAAGCUCCCGGGAAAGUGAGGAAUGCGAUUCUGCCACCAUGAUGGAAGGACUGAAAAAACGUACAAGGAAGGCCUUUGGUAUACGCAAGAAAGAAAAGGACACUGAUUCCACGGGGUCACCGGACAGGGACGGCAUCAAGAAAACGAAUGGGGCCCCCAAUGGAUUUUAUGCAGAGAUCGACUGGGACAGAUACAACUCUCCAGAGCUUGAUGAGGAGGGCUACAGCAUCCGGCCAGAGGAGCCAGGCUCCACCAAAGGGAAGCACUUCUACUCCUCCAGUGAGUCCGAGGAGGAGGAGGAGGCCCACAAGAAGUACAACAUCAAGAUCAAGCCUCUGCAGGCUAAGGACAUCCUGAAGAGCGCGGCGACGGUGGACGAGCUGAAGGCGUCUGUAGGCAACAUUGCACUUUCUCCAUCCCCUGUGAGGAAAAGUCCGCGGCGCAGCCCGGGGAUGAUUAAGAGGAAUUUAUCCAGUGAGGAGAUCGCACGGCCCCGGCGCUCCACACCCACACCGGACCCCAGCAGCAGGAAGCCCCCGGAGGACCCAGCUGCGCUGGCACCGCUCUUCGGGCCCCCGCUGGAGUCGGCGUUCGAGGAGCAGAAGCUGGACGCUCCUCUGGACCAGCCCGAGAUCUGGGGCUCCUUCCAGCCCAACAGCACCGAGUCCCCAAAGCUGCAGAGACCUUUUCCAACUGGAACUCCACCACCACUGCCGCCCAAGAACGUCCCAGCCACGCCGCCGCGCACCGGCUCGCCCCUGACGGUGGCACUAGGCUCUUCAUCCCCAGCUCGCCCUGGCACGCCACUGGCCGCCUGCAGCACCCCACCACCCCCACCGCCUCGACCCCCAUCCCGGCCCAAGCUGCCCCCCGGCAAGCCCUCCGUCGCAGACCUGUCCAGGCCUUUUAGCCCUCCUAUUCAUUCAUCCAGUCCUCCUCCGAUAGCACCUUUAGCCCGUGCUGAAAGUACUUCUUCCAUAUCUUCCACCAAUUCCCUGAGUGCAGCCACCACUCCCACAGUUGAGAAUGAACAGCCUUCCCUCGUUUGGUUUGACAGAGGAAAGUUUUAUUUGACUUUCGAAGGGUCGUCGCGGGGCCCCAGCCCGCUCACCAUGGGGGCACAGGACACCCUGCCUGUCGCUGCCGCUUUCACUGAGACCGUCAACGCAUACUUCAAGGGAGCUGACCCCAGCAAGUGCAUCGUGAAGAUCACGGGGGAGAUGGUGCUGUCGUUCCCGGCAGGCAUUACCCGACACUUUGCCAACAACCCCGCUCCGGCGGUGCUCACCUUCCGCGUGCUGAACUACAACCGGCUGGAGCACGUCCUGCCAAACCCCCAGCUCCUCUGCUGUGACAGCACGCAGAGUGACGCCAGCACGAAGGAGUUCUGGGUCAACAUGCCAAACCUGAUGACGCACCUCAAGAAGGUAUCGGAGCAGAAACCACAAGCAACCUAUUACAAUGUGGAUAUGCUCAAGUACCAGGUAUCUGCCCAGGGUAUUCAGUCUACUCCAUUAAACCUUGCAGUGAGCUGGCGGUGUGAACCUGCAAGCACUGACCUCCGCAUCGACUACAAAUACAAUACGGAGGCAAUGACCACACCGGUAGCUCUAAACAACGUCCAGUUCCUCGUCCCCGUCGACGGAGGAGUAACCAAGCUGCAGGCCGUGCUCCCACCCGCUGUCUGGAACGCGGAGCAGCAGAGGAUAUUGUGGAAGAUCCCUGAUAUCUCUCAGAAGUCAGAAAAUGGAGGCGUGGGCUCGCUGCUGGCCCGCUUCCAGCUGGCGGAGGGGCCCAGCUCCCCAGCCCCCCUGGCCGUGCAGUUCACCAGCGAGGGCAGCACGCUCUCCAGCUGCGACAUUGAGCUCGUCGGCGCCGGCUACCGCUUCUCGCUCAUCAAGAAGAGGUUCGCGGCAGGUAAAUACUUGGCUGAUAACUGAAGGAAACGUAUGGAAAAUAACGUGGAAAAUAACCAAGGACUACUGUGAGUGGAACGGGUUUUAAUUACAGUUUAAGGAAAAUGAACUAAAUCCUGCACUUGGGACAUUUCUGUUGGAAGUGUUGACAACUUUCAGCUUUUUUUCCUCAGAAAACACCGUCUUGACCAGUCCUACAGUAUUUACUUCUAGAUGUAACAUUGUUAAUGGUUUUAAAAUGUAAUUAUUGUAUUUGUAAAUUGUACUCAUUCCAGUAAGGCUGUAUUUUGGAAGUUAGACACUUGAGUUUUAGCAUUUUACCAUUCAUGAAAUGGAUGUAAUUUAAACUGUGGUAUAUCAAUUUAAUAGUAGUACUGUUGAAUGGCACAAUGCUUACAGAGGUAGAUUCCAUUUUGUCGAUAUAUACGAUUUAAACACCGUGCGGGUGGCUGUGACAAAGGCGGGUGCCUCACUGAGGGAGCCAGGCGGAGCCGCACGCUCAUUUACUUUCCUCCUGCCCUUAGCACGUCUCACGGUGGUGAAUGAAGCACCCCACCUUCAGGUUCAGAUGGUUUAACUCCAGAACAAUAUUUCUGUGGAGGUGGAGGCUCCUGACGCAGUCUCCCAAGGAAAAGAAGUGAAAAAUGUCACUUCUAGAAAGAGUGUUUCCUUCAGAUGGCCGCUAUAGGAUGCCUCCACCAACAAGGCCGUGUUCUCUUACCGCAGACUCAGCGCCGGCAAUCCCAGCGGUCCGCGUAUCCCUUCCCCAUGUUUUGCAUAUAUGCAGAUGAGGACGUGAGAGGCUGGAAAGUAGCUGAGCUCACAGCUCUGCCCGGCAGUGGCACCGCGGAUUUUGGGGAUGCGUUUCCAGAGCAGGCUCCAGAUUUUCGGUUGCGUUUCCACCAUCCUUUGCUCGCUUCUUCUAUUCAUUUCCUCCACUUCUGAAAGCCCCAUGGGUUUAGGAAAUGCUUUAAAGGUGUGCAGCCCCAUGCUUCUCCUUUUUACUAAUUAGGCAGGAAAAAAAAGAUAUCUCUAUACACCAAUAUUGAGAAAUGAAGGCAGCCCAACCUGACCCUGCCAAAAGCACCGGCACCGGGAGCAGUGGUCUUGUGGAGAUGGGAAAACCUUCAAGAGCUGUGCAGAGGUGGAGAGCUCAUUUCAAUGGGGAGAAAAGGAGGAAACAGCGAUCCGUGCCCAUCCUAUGAGAAAAUAGGAAAAUCUGGGGCUGUUUCAGCUCCGGGCUGGCUCCCGGGUUGUUAUAGGAUGGGUGAUCUGUGUGCGUGUACACACAAAGUGCAAAUGCAGGAGGAAAGCACAACACAGCUUUGCUGAUUUGGAAAGCAAACCCGCCGGCACUCCUGGAUGGAACGCUCUGCCCUGCCCAGCUAUUUACUUCCCUCUGAAAUGGAAAUAUGUACAAAUGGUGUGACCAGCCCCUUCCUGCCAUAGGAACAUGGGGCAGAAUCUAAGAAUCAGUUUCUGCACGAUUGGUUCAUGCUGCGUACAGUUGUUAUAAACUCAUGCUUCCAGAAGACAUCUUUGCCAUAGUCCCGAAAAUAGGGAUUUUAUAGUGUAAAUAUUACCAGAACAUAGAUAUUUUACUUUAUAUCUCAUUUGAAAGACGAGGUGUUUACAUUAGCAUUGGGAUUUUAAAUGCUUUUUAAACAAAAAAGACGAAAACCAAAUAACCCAAAGCUCCCGAGCCCGUCCCAGCGGUGCCCCGCAGCCCAGCUCCCCUUCUCCCAGUGCCGCUCGCUGUUGGGGCCCAAACUGGUGGUGUGGGGCAGGCCCCUCGCAUGGUGGUGUUGCCAAUGCCUCGCACAGUGUUGGGUUCCCCUGGUGUUUCUUUGGGUGCAGUGUAUGGCAUGUCUCUGCGCUCCAUCCUGGCUAUUUGCUGCAGGUAUCCAAUACCUGCGGCCAGAUGACGUGCUCCUUGCACGAGGCAUUGCAGACCGACUUUCUACAUUAAUGGCGUUCCCCAGUAACGAGGAAAUCAUUAACCAUAUGAAAUAGGACCAAAUGAGAAGCGUUUCAUUUGGGAUCUACUUUCGUUCUUAGCUAUCGCUUCCCCAUUGAACGCUGCUCCUCGGUUUUGCCAUAGGGCUGCUGUGCACUCAUCCCCUAGCCCUGCUCCACUUUUAAAAUAAUCUUAAUUUUGAAGCUUACUGUGACCAAAAUGCGUGACAUUCGAGGAGACACCCGAGGUCAGGGGACGGGGGCUCUGAGCACCUGGUAGAGUUGUGGGUGUCCCUGUUCAUUGCAGGGGAGUGGGACCAGAUGGCCUCUAAGGGUCCCUUCCAGGUCAAAUGAUUCUAUCAUUCUAUGAACAUCACCACACUGUACUUUCCCUACAAGAAAUUACUGUCUUAAAGACUUGGUUUCAUCACCAGAAUUAUUAUUUUCUUCUUUCUCUCACACACUGACAAGGAAAGCAAUCCUUGUAGAGCUGAGGACUCCUAUGACUGUAAUUACUGUCAUCCCUAUUUCACUGCAAGGAGGGACAAAGCCCUGUAGGAACACCCAGGCUCGCUGCAGGCCAAGCAGCACACAGAGAGCUGUGACAGCUUCAGCAGGUGCUUGGAACACCUUAUUUCCCUGUUAGACUUCUCUGUCCUUCUUGGCGUGCAGGAAGUCAUUGUGGAAAUGCCACGCUAAGAGUUCUGUCCAUAACCCACAAAGGCCUGUCUGAAACCCACCCCUUUCUCCCAGCUCCAGCUUCAUCCAGGGUGCUCUGAGGCUGAAGAAGUUGCCCAGGUACUUCGGUAGCAUGUGCACAUCCAAAACCGAGCGGUGAUUUGGGAUUGGAAUCGCAACGGGACAUGGGGGGGACGUGGGGGCCGCUGAGCUCAGAGGGAGCCCCAGCCGCCAAUUGGGAUCCCCAGGGCAUCGCCCGAGAGAAGCUAUAUUGUUUUACGAAAUCCCUGGUGUAUAAAAUGUUUAUAAAUAUUUGUGGAUGAAGAUACACAGGUCUAUUUUUAAGAUUUAAGUUAAAUAAGUUAAUGAAUGGCUGGCCUUUUUUGCCUAAACGUGCAAUGGGAUAUAUUAUACCUUUAGUCUAUGAUGGCCUAGGUACUGCUUAGUCUGUGAUGAAAACUUUGCUGCUUACCCAAUGUUCUCAGAGAAAAGCUGUAAGAGGCGUACAGGUUUGUUGCACACGGACUACUGCAGCAAAGCUUUGUAUUUGACCACUGGUAAUAUGAAUGUGUUGUAUUGACUUGUUGAAGAUAAUCAUGAGACAACAUAUUUUAAAUGUUACUUGCCUUAUAGAUUAGGAUACAGAUAUGUGGAUAUCAUUUUUGUAAAUAAUGUUUUUUAUAAAUGUCUUUCCUCCAUUCUCCCCAUCAUCCAUUCCACGAAAUCUUGAAUAUGCAAUUAUUUACCACGCAUAAUAUUGCAACCGAUAAAUCCCCACGUCAGAACAAAGUUUAUUAAUUCUAUACAUGAGAACCACAUGAAACACCCCAUUCAGAUGCAAUUUAAAUGUGAUUUUUUUUUCCUUGAAAAUAAACAGAACCCAGAAAAAAAAAAAACAACUUUCUUUGUGUGUUUUGCUCCCGUGGGCAGGAGAAUCCCAGGGGGAACAGGGGGAUCACAGGCUGCCACGUCCCUGUGUCCCAAAUGGCAUUGCUGCUGGGGCCAUGCGCUGCCACCCAGCUCGGGGAUGGGGCUGUGCAUGGAGAUGUGCGGGGACAACGGGGACGUAGAAUCAUUAAGGUUGGGAAAGACCACCGAGAUCAUCUAGUCCAACCCACCCAUGGGGGCUGUGGGUUAUCUAGGGGCUGUGGGGACCUGUGGGAGCUGCGGGGGCACAUAGUGCUUGGGGGAUGAUGAGGGCAUGUAGUGCUUGUGGGGGGACAUAUGGGGAUAUGGGGACGAUGAGGACACUUAGGGGCUGCAGGGGCUGUUGGGAACCACAAGGCCCACGGCUGCAGUGACAUACAAGGGCUGGGACGACCCUUGUAGGCAACGGGGAUGCACCAGGGCCCUGUGCGGACCAGGAAGACCUGACAGACGUGGAUGCAGGGACAGGGCCCUCCAAGCGGUUCCCGGUGGCGGCGGUGGACGCCAUCCUGAAGGCCGUGCUGGAGGGCUGCCUGCGGGAGCAGUGCUACGAGCCGGGGCUGUGCCGGGAGAUGGCCGCGACCGU
Numida meleagris (helmeted guineafowl) is the source of this 6124-nucleotide messenger RNA. It is a transcript of the gene SGIP1, whose product is annotated as SH3 domain GRB2 like endophilin interacting protein 1. The record is from RefSeq and is a predicted model, not a curated record. Lineage: Eukaryota; Metazoa; Chordata; Aves; Galliformes; Numididae. The transcript has 25 exons. Gene Ontology annotation, biological process: clathrin-dependent endocytosis; clathrin coat assembly. Bases 100 to 2001 code for a protein of 633 amino acids. Gene Ontology annotation, cellular component: plasma membrane; clathrin-coated pit; cytoplasm.